UCUGUUUUUAGCAGCAGAAGAAUCUGGAAGGAUAUGUGGGCUUUGCAAGCCUUCCCAACCAAGUGUACAGAAAGUCUGUCAAACGGGGCUUUGAGUUCACACUGAUGGUUGUGGGGGAGUCGGGGUUGGGCAAGUCGACACUGAUCAAUUCUCUCUUCCUAACGGAUCUGUACUCUGGAGUAUACCCUGGACCUUCGCAUAGAAUCAAGAAGACUGUUCAGGUGGAGCAGUCCAAAGUGUUGAUGAAGGAGGGCGGCGUCCAGCUUCUGCUCACGAUAGUGGAUACUCCAGGAUUUGGAGACGCUGUGGACAACAGCAACUGCUGGCAGCCGGUCAUCAAUCACAUCGACAGUAAGUUUGAGGAUUAUCUGAAUGCUGAGUCUCGUGUAAACAGACGGCAGAUGCCGGACAGCAGAGUGCACUGCUGCCUGUAUUUCAUCGCACCCUCAGGUCAUGGACUGAAACCUCUGGACAUUGAGUUCAUGAAACGGUUGCAUGAGAAGGUCAACAUCAUCCCAAUGAUUGCCAAAGCAGAUACCCUUACCCCUGAAGAGUGCCAACAGUUCAAGAAACAGAUCAUGCGAGAAAUUCUGGAGCACAAGAUCAAAAUCUACGAGUUUCCGGAGAUGGAUGAUGAGGAAGAGAACAAGAUUGUGAAAACAAUCAAAGAUCGGUUGCCCCUGGCUGUGGUCGGAAGCAACACUAUCAUCGAGGUGAACGGCAAGAAGGUUAGAGGAAGGCAGUACCCAUGGGGAGUGGCAGAAGUUGAAAAUGGAGAGCACUGUGAUUUCACACUCUUAAGGAAUAUGCUCAUCAGAACCCACAUGCAGGACCUCAAGGAUGUAACAAAUAACGUCCAUUAUGAGAACUACAGAAGCAGGAAGUUGGCAGCUGUAACCUGUAAUGGAAUCGACAACAACAAAACCAAAGGCCAGCUCACCAAAAUUGACACGGUUGAUGGCAUGAGCCCCCUCGCUCAGAUGGAGGAGGAGAGACGGGAGCAUGUGUCCAAGAUGAAGAAGAUGGAAAUGGAGAUGGAGCAGGUGUUUGAGAUGAAAGUCAAGGAGAAGAUCCAAAAGCUGAAAGAUUCUGAGGCAGAGCUUCAGCGGCGUCAUGAGCAGAUGAAGAAGAACCUGGAGGCUCAGCAUAAAGAGCUGGAGGAGAGACGAAGUCAGUUUGAGGAGGAGAGAGUUAACUGGGAGACCCAGCAGCGGAUUCUGGAGCAGCAGAAAAUGACUUUGGAAAAGAACAAGAAGAAAGGGAAGAUAUUUUAAAAGCAUUUUGAAGAUGAGCAGGUUGUUCUCAUUGGCCAAUAUCUGUGUAGCCUUCGGUCAGACUCAGAACUGUCUGUGCAUUCUGGUGGAGGCGUUCAAGCUGUUCGUGGACUUCCACAAAAGAGUUUACCUUCAUGAAAUUCUAAGGCAAGCCAAACCCGUAUGAAUCUUAAAAAAAUAUAUAAAUAUAUAAUGAACUCUAUUGUCAAGACGUUUGUUAAUAACUUACCACCUCAUGUCUACAGUUCUAUACAAAGAAAUGUCUAACUGUUGAACUAUACUGUGGUGAUAAAUUGUUUACUUAUAAACCCAAUAACAUGAACCUCCAAGUGUUGUAUGAGAAAAAUGUGACUGCAUGCCCUCUUAUUUUUCCCAAAACAGAUUUAAACGUAAUGAAUCCUGUGUAACGUGGCCAAAUCAUACAACCAUAAAUGCACAACAUUUGCAAACGUAUUUUUUGUUCUCAUGGCUUAUGAUUUUGUUUUUCCUUAUUGCAGAAGUUUCCAAAAUAUAAUGUCUAUCUAGACAAUAUCCUUUGACCACCUCCAAUAACUUCAUUAAUGUUGUUUCAGUUAUGAUAUAUAUAUAUAUAUAUGUUCACCAAGACAGCUAGCGUAAUAAUUUUUAUACGUUUAUUAGAAUACUCCACAGACUGGUGUCUUAAAAUACACACAAAUAUUUUAAUCUUUUUUUUUCUUCUUUUUUUAAGAUUUACGCAUUUCAAUUUUAUAACAGAAUUCCAUCAAAUAAAAUUGUGUAAUUUUAAAAUAUUUAGUUUUUAUUUAAUGUUUUUUAUUUUUUUACUAAUUCAGUUAGAUGGAAUUUUGUUAUGAAACUGAAAUGCAUAAAUCUAAAUUUUUUGAGUGCAUAGACAACAUCAGAAAUAUUCCUCGAAUGGGUGUGCUUAUGCAAGAGUCCUAUCAACAUGUUUGUCCGUAUAAAAUGACAUGUUCUGUACAGUAUUUUCCAGCUGUUAGGACAAAAUGAGUCCAAAGCUGUUUUUUUCUUUCUAUUGUUAUGUUCUCCAUUUCUGUAUUUUUCAUUGUAUUUUUCAUUUGUAUUGUACAGUCUCUUAAUAAACUUGUGGUGAUACAAGUUGAGUGAAUCCAGAUUGCUGAAAGAUGUAUCAAAUAAUAAGGGAGACCAGGGGCAUUUUCCUUUAUAACGAACAGAGAAUGGAGCGGCCUGUGAACGUGACAUUCCAGCACACCCUCUCCAAACUUCUUCUUUGCGAUCAACCAGCAUAGAGCUCUGACUGAAAUGGGCUGGUAUCUCUACCCAACCUUCAGAUUCAUGGCCUGGCAAGCUCAAUGGUUUAUAUUCAAUGAGGAUUUGCAGGAGCAGUUGAGGCGGCCUGCCAGUGUAGUUGCUGUGUUUGAUAAUCAUCUGAUGCACGGCGAGGAGGGAGCUCAGGCAGUGGUGGAAUUCCUGGAGGUUCGAGCUACACAUACUUUCAUUCAGACUCUUAAAACUAAAGUCCUGAAUAUUAAUAUCAUAUCCUUGAAAUCACUGACGUAACUUGGAACUUGCGGGCCCCAGUGCAAUGAAAUUGUCAGGCCUCCUCCUUGGGGGGGCAUUGGUUUAUUUUUCAUCACCCCUCGGGCCUGCAGCCAUUUUUAUGGUUUCUUAUGGUCGACCGUUGCGGGCCCCUCUCACCCCGGGCCCUAGGGCGUCUUCCCACCCUGCCCUCCCUCUAGUUACGCCCCUGCUUGAAAUAUCAUAUUGUAAAAAGUGUUUUUGUAAAAAAAAAAUUUCAUGAUUUAGUUUUUCAUUACCAUUUUCAAUAAGAGUUAGCCAUAUCUGGUGACAUGAGCGACAGCGACCAUUUACGAUGCAAUGUAGGCAUGUCCAGUGAUGCGACAAAGUUUAGAAAAGUUGAACUUUAUGCAGAUAGAGCUGUUCAGUUUGUAGUCCACAAACCCGGAAGAGAAUUCGCCAUGGGUUCCCUCUGGAUUGUUCUAUGGGGUUUUAUAUUUGGAGUUUUGGAUUUAUGAGUAAAAUAAGGUCUGUGGUAAGUCAAGUCAACUUUAUUUAUAAAGCACAUUUAAAAACAACAAAAAGUUGAAACAAAGUGCUGUACAAUUAGAUAUAAAAGUGUAAUAGAGUACACAAAUAUAUAAAACUAAUCAAACUAUAUCAAAACAAACAGAACUAAACACGAAUAAACAACAUGUAACCUUGACCUUAAUUAGUAUAAAAAAAUACAGAGUAAAGCCAUGUGAAGGGAGAUUGUUCCAGAGUUUGGGGGUGACAACAGAGAAGGCUCGAUCUCCCUUAGACUUGCAAUGACAGCAGAAAACUGAUAAAAGUUGCUUACAAGAUCUAAGCUUUCUAGGAGGAGAAUAUGGGUGUAGAAGGUCAGUAAUAUAUUGAGGAGCAAGACCAGUCAGGGCCUUGUGCACAUAGAUAAGAAUUUUAAAAAUCAGUUCUAGCCUUGACAGGAAGCCAAUGAAGAGCAGCCAAUACAGGGGUAAUAUGAUCCCUUUUUUUAGUCCCAGUCAAAAAUUGAGCUGCAGCAUUUUUUUCUCCUCUCCUUCACACCCCAAUUUGGUAUGCCCAAUUCCCAAUGCGCUCUAGGUCCUCGUGGUGCAGUGGCGAUUUUAGGGGGUGGCCUGUGGUGGCCUGGGCCACCCCUGAAAUCUCAUUGGCCACUCUGUGGCCACCCCAGAACUGAUUGGUAGUUCAUCUUGUUCAUCAACAGAAGAACGAAGAACCGAUAGAAACACCUGUCAAUCAAAGAUGACAUCUCAGGUCAUUUGUUGAUUUAGAGCCACACUGACCCAGGGUCAGUUUUAUAUUUCUGACCAUUUUAGUAGUGAUAGAACUGAAGCUGCGUGAGCUGAUCUUUGAUCAGUGGGGGGAGGGGCAGGCCGCGGGUGGCCAGGCAGGUGCCGCAGGUCGCUGGCAGCGGGCGCCAGGUCUGGAGUAUAAUGGUCGGUCAGAAGCACGAAGCUGACACGAGCUAACGUCUACCUCAACUUCCAAUGAGUUGACGACGUCGAUUUGUGGUCAAAAAGAAAGCUGUUAUCUGAGAGGUAUGUUCAUCUAAUCUAACGUUUAAUUUAUCCCGAAUUUCCAUGUGAAUGUGAAAACAUUUUUUCAUUGUUACAGUAGCUAGGUUAAAGAGUAAGCUAGACCCUACACCACAUUCAGCAUGUUAUCUUUAUAUUGACAUGAAAUAUGAAAUGCCAUGUUUUCUGAUUUAAUGAUGGAGGUGUGUAAAGCGUUUUACAGAUGUAUAUGUUCAAUAGCUAAAGUUAUAUAUAUGGUUAACCUGUGUGUGAAAUGGAAGGGUUUGUGCUGUGACUGUACUUUAAAUCUUUACAUGAGUUAUUUAUGAUCUCUUUAUGUGUAUUAUUGGUCAGUCAGACCAAUAAAAUCUUCUAAGUUUUUAUACCUUAUUUGACAUUUUAAAUAUGCAGAGGCAAGGCAAAUUGCACUUAAAUGCCGCAAAUGAUUUGACUAACUAUUUUAUUUGGUAAUAUUCAAAGUAAUUGAAGCUAUCAGAACAUGUGGAAAAUAAACCUGAGUAGACACUGUAAAUAGAGAUUUGUUUUUUACUGUAUUCAGAGCUCAAUCUGCAAUUUUGGGGUUUCCAGACAGACACCUAUAAGCCCUCGUAGCCAAUUUCACACACUGAUUUGUACCCAAUUUAACAAUAUUUCUGCUGGACAGUGCAGUUAUAGCUAAUAAAUGAAUGAAUAAUUGAUUGAAUGAUUGAUUGAAUUGCGCCUCAAUCAGUUAUCACCUGUACUUGUAUCUUUUUAUGAUUAUACACUAUACCUGAUGUUAUACGCAGAUUAAUUCUCUACAAUGAGAAAUAGCUCUUAAAAAUGUGUAACUGACUUUUCCUAAACAAUUACUGAUUUAAAAAUGGAUGUUAUGUUAAAAUAGCCAGAGAUUCCCAGAAACUGUAACAGGUUGAAAUAGAACAGGAGUAGAAAACUGUCAAAUGUCAAAACAACAGUCUGAUAUUGAAUACAAACAAUUCAGUGAAUGCUAACAUGAGUUUAAGAAUUCAUUUAUUCUACAUGUGUAGAUGUUGAAGCAAAGCAAUGCGAUAUUUACACAUUUUGAUCAUGUGCCAUUCAUAAAGGUUCUCCUGGUAUCGCCACCCCACACUAGGUCUGUGCCCCAUCUUGGCCACCCCAGUAAAAAUGUCCUGGAUACGCCACUGUCGUGGUGGCAUAGUGACUCGCCUCAAUCUGGGUGGCGGAGGACGAACCUCAGUUGCCUCCGCUUCUGAGACAGUCAAUCCGCGCAUCUUAUCACAUGGCUUGUUAGCGCGUUACCGCGGAGACCUAGCGCGUGUGGAGCCUCACGCUGUUCUCCGCGGCAUCCAUGCACAAUUCACCACGCACCCCACCGAGAGCGAGAACCACAUUAUAGCGACCACGAGGAGGUUAACCCAAUGUGACUCUACCCAUCCUAGCAACCGGGCCAGUUGGUUGCUUAGGAAGCCUGACUGGAGUCACUCAGCACGCCCUGGAUUUGAACUUGCGAUUCCAGGUGUUGUAGUCAGCGUCUUUACUUCCUGAGCUACCCAGGCCCCCCAAGCUGCGGCAUUUUGAACCAUCUGUAAACGAGAUAAAGCAGACUGAGGCAGACCAGCAUACAGAGAGUUACAAUAAUCCAGCUGUGAAGUAAUAAGAGCAUGGAUCACAGUUUCAAGGUCUUUAGCAGAAAGAAAAUGCUUUAAUUUAGCAAUAGACCUCAAUUGAAAGAAACUUCCCUUUAUAACGGCACUAAUCUGUUUGUCAAACAGUAAUGAUUUGUCAAAAAUGACCUGAAGAUUUUUGACAUGCACAUGUGUAUUGGAGGAGAGCAAACCUAACUGGGCUUCAGUGACAGAUGAAGUCCUGGCAGAGUUUAAAAUCAGUACUUCAGUUUUGCUUUCGUUUAAUUGAAAAAAAAAUAUUUGCUAUCCAGCCUUUAAUUUCUUCAAAACACAUAAGAAGAGAAUCAACAGAGCAGCUGCUAUCAGGCCUAACUGGUAAAUAAAAUUGUGAGUCGUAGGGGAGCGCAGGAGAAGCAUAUAGAGAGUGAACAAUAAUGGUCCCAGAAUAGAACCCUGGGGUACACCGCAAGAUAGGGGGGCUGUUGUAGAGGAAAAUUAUGUAUAUUUACGGAGAAAGUCCUCUCUCUCAGAUAGGAGGCAAACCACUGCAGAGCCAGACCCUCCACUCCAACCGAUUUAAAAAUAUUUUGUGAUCAAUUGUGUCAAAUGCUGUGGUAAACAUCAAAAUUCUUCAAAAUUCACAUUUGAGGUAUGAAAGAGUGUAAUAUAUGUUGUAGAACAAAACAUUCACGUAUCGUGAAGUAAUGUUUACCACAGAUCUUAUUUUACUUAGUUGAAAAACCCCAUUAUAAAACCCCAUGGGAAAAUCCAGAGGGAACCCACGGCGAAUUAGUCUUCCGGGUUCGCCUACAAAUUGACGUCACGGCUGUGAUGCGGCGACUACUACACGUCUCCUUUGAGAUACUGUAGUUUUCAGAUACCGAAGUUCAUAUUACUGUGAGCGAUAUUAUUGUUCUUUAUGAAUUAUUCCUGCCCGCAUGCAGGAAUAUAAAAAAUGCAUGGAAAAUGUGAUAAAUAACUGCCAUUCUAAUUGAGGUUGUCAUGGAUUUAUAAUUGUUCAUCUUGUUCAGGAUGAUACCAUGCAUUAUGCUCUUUUGCAAUUUUUAUACAAUUAUAUUUUCUCUUACAGAAUGUGGAUUUUUUGUGGCAAGAAAACGGAUUUCUUGUCAAAUAAGAAUGGCCAAUAUUAAUAACCAUAGUUUUAAUAAUAACUGUCCCAUUUGCAUUGUUGGGGUGUAACGGAAUACGGUAUUACGUAUUUAAAAUACAAAAUAUUAGUAACUGUAUUCCACUACAAUUUAAAUAAUUGGUAAUUAGAAUACAGUUACAUUCAAAAAGUAUUUUGAUUACUGAAGAGAUUACUUUGCAUUUUAUUGUCAUUUGUUUCAUUUAAUAUUUAGUCCUUUCAGUUGGAAAACAUUUAUCCUAUAAAUUAUGCGAUUCAAAGAGCCUUUGAACAGCGGUGAAACACUUUCUUAAGAUGUGUUACAUUCAAACAAGCAGACAGAUAAGUAAGUCUGAAGUAUGUUUGGAGCAGCAGAAAUAUAAAUAAACAUUGUGUAAAUUGUCACGUGAAUAUUUAGCUUUAUGCUAAGCAAAAAUGCCAUUUUACAUAACCUGUUGCCAGACACGAUCAUAUAUUUUUAUCAAGAAAAUCCACAUUAGAACAUUAAUUCUUAAUUCUCUUGUAAGACCUUUGAUAUUAGGGCAAACAUCUUGUGCUUGAUCAGAAUUUUUGUAUUGUUUUUCUGUAAAAAUAUCUCUAUUUUUCAGAGAAUGUAUUUUUAACGUUUUUUUUUCUUACUGUACAGACAGAUUUUUUUUAAAGUCAAAACAACUGAAAAAAAAAUCUACCGGUGCUGAAGAAGUAAUCCAAAGUAUUUAGAUUACAUUACUGACCUUGAGUAAUCUAAUGGAAUAUGUUACUAAUUACAUUUUACACCAUGUAUUCUGUAACCUGUAGUGGAAUACAUUUUAUAAGUAACCUCCCAACCCUGCCCAUUUGUGAUCAGAACUCAAACUGAAAUGAUCAGGGACCUUGUUGAAUAAAAUAAACUUCAGUCUGACUCUUUUAUUUCAAUAGAUCAAGGAAAGUUUGGUCUUUUCCAUCAUAUGAUCACUUCAAAACACCACAUAAUGCAUUUAACAAAUGUGGUGCUGCAAACUUUCCUAAAUCCCACAAAGCAUUUCAUAAGGACCUCAGGAUUUCUGUGCCAUGUUGUUUCUGGAUUUAGACAUGUUGGAUUAUGAUGUUCUGGAGUUGGACGCUUCCUUGUUGUGUCCCGGCCGCAGGGACGAGACAUGUGCUCACUGGGAUUACACUGUACAGCCGUUUGUAUACUACUCCAAACUUUUUGUUGUGAUGUAUCUUUUUAUACCAGAGGCACAGGUCAUUGGCUGACGGAUGUGUCCCCUUUGAUCCCUCUGCUAAAUAACGCAAGGUGUACCUUCAUCAUGAAGACUGUACCGUGGGCAAUGCCACUGGAUGACAUCUCUCAAUCUAUGCUUCAGUCACAGCAACCAAACAGGUCAGAAUUUUUACCACAGAUCAGAUAAGAUGAUUUUUAGUGAAUGUAUGAAGUUUUAUACAGGUGUCUUCGCAGAGUAACCACAGGUGUAGUUCAUCACAUUAUCUAAUUUUACCUGAUGUUUUGCAUGAUAAGUGCGCUUGUUGUCUUUCUUUAAAAUAAAUAGAGAGGUUCCAUUUUCAGUUUGGAUUCCACCUCUAAAAGGGAUUCAACAUGACUGGCAUCAACGUUGCCGAAUACAAUGAGCUCAAUGAAGUGAAGUGUAAGCUCCAGUGUUACCUCUGGCGCUGGUCCAAACAAUUUCAACUUCGACCCCAUUGCUGCUGACCUUUCGAAGGCGGCCAAUGAGUACCGGGCAAUUAACAUAUAUGCAAAGUCCAUCUUUGCAAUGACAGGUGGAACUUGAAGGAAUAUCCCGGAUCAAUACAAGUUAAUCGGCAUCCACACACAACUCACCACACGCUACACUGAGAGCGAGAACCACAUUAUAGUGACCACGAGGAGGUUACCCCAUGUGACUCUACCCUCCCUAGCAACCGGGCCAAUUUGGUUGCUUAGGAGACCUGACUGGAGUCACUCAGCACACCCUGGAUUCGAACUCAUGACUCCAGGGGUGGUAGUCAUUGUCUUUACUUGCUGAGCUACGCAAGCCCCCCUUGUGGAUAUACUUUUGAAACAGUGAGUAUUUUAACAUUAACAUUUUUUUACGAGCAUCCAUUAUUUUAACAUUUAAAUUCUACAAGAAUAUCCUAAGACCUUAACUUAAACGUGUCUUCUUAUUAUUUUCUGCAAUGAAUGUAUCAAAGCAAUUGACAGGACUUUUUUCUCUUCUCCAAAUACACAUUUUCAGUGUUUACUGUGCACACCUCAUGCUUUCUUUCCUAGCAAACUUGUAAAAUUGCCCUUCCGUGACACUAUCUGCAGCCCUUGUCAUGUAGAGAACAAAAUGUCUCUUGGCGCUGGCUUUGAGCAUUGUGUUGACACCCCGACGUGAGUCAUGUGGAAGCUCCUUUACUCUGGAAAGAACAUCUCAGAGAAUGAUUUCACAGCUGUACAUUUUUAUGGGGUGUUUUUCAGUUAUUUCUCACCCACAUGUUCCAUUAGGUGUUCCUCAGAGGAACAAUGUGAGAUGUCUCCGUAUGUUGUGAAGGAAAGUGGAAACUCUGUGUUCUGAGUAACUCUGCAGGAACGUGCACCAGAAUGGGUGGAAAUUGCUCUUCUGGGAUGAUUCCACUUCCCUGAAACUUACAGAGAACCUCAAGUGCUUUAACCUGUUCACAAAGUACAAGAUGUUACUGGCUGUGUCCAAAACCUGGUAGCUGCUUUUGGUUUCACAGCAUCUGAAACUAGCCUCCCACCUUAAAUAUUUAUUUUUACAAGUCGCUUAUAUAAUAACUUGCUCAAUUAAUUUACAAUGUGCAUACAGUAAACUGUAAUUGCACCAUUCUUUAAAAAAAAAAAAAAAAGUAUGCAGCAUGCCUUUUCUCCCAAUUCCCACUACUUAGUAGGUCCUCGUGGUGACGCGGUUACCUCAAUCCGGGUGGUGGAGGACAAGUCUCAGUUGCCUCCGCUUCUGAGACCGUCAAUCCACGCAUUUGAUCACGUGGCUCGUCGUGCAUGACACCGUGGAGACUCUACAUGUGGAGGCUCAUGCUACUCUCCGCGAUCCACUCACAACUUUCCACGUGCCCCAUUGAGAGCGAGAACCACUAAUCGCGACCACGAGGAGGUUACCCCAUGUGACUCUACCCUCCCUAGCAACCGGGUCAAUUUGGUUACUUAGGAGACCUGGCUAGAGUCACUCAACAUGCCCUGGAUUCGAACUCCUGACUCCAGGGGUGGUAGUCAGCGUCAGUACUCGCUGAGCUACCCAGGCCCCAAUUGCACCAUUCUUGAAGUUACAAUAGGCUUGACUGUUUGUCUUUUUCUGACAUGUGUCAAGUCAAGUCCAGUUUCUAAAGUAAUAAAUCAAAUCAAAUAGUUCUGUCUUAUUUAUAUUGACACCUUAUUGUCUUAGGAAACAGCUCAGAUAGACUGUACCCUUUCAAGGUUACUUCACUCUUCAAUGGGGGGAUGUUCGACAAGGACUAUAACUUCCAGCUUCAACUAAGAAGGAUCAGCGCUAGACUGUGCCACGCGGGUUCCUGAAGGUGCAGUGCCAAAUGAACACGGCACCUGGUUAUAUGGCCGAGGAAGCUGGUGUGAUGGACUGCAGGUGGAUCCGUGGAGGACCGACAUCACCUCCCAGGUCCAAUACAUUGCAGUGAACAUCUGGACAUGGGUGGAACCAGUUCUAUCCUUUACUUUGGGAUGCAAUCCAAAUCCAAAGACUAACCCAGGGUACACUAUAAUGUACUCCUAUCUUGUGUUCUAUAAAUGAUUUUACAAAUGGAAAAAUAAUAUAUAUAUUAAUAUUAAUAAUGUAUAUUAUAUAUACACAUAUAUAUUAAUAAAAUUACAUCUUUGGCAGCA
Myxocyprinus asiaticus (Chinese sucker) is the source of this 10853-nucleotide messenger RNA. RefSeq names its product septin-7-like. The coding region runs from base 105 to 1274 and encodes 389 amino acids. NCBI's taxonomy places the organism in Eukaryota, Metazoa, Chordata, Actinopteri, Cypriniformes, Catostomidae. The transcript has 17 exons. Gene Ontology annotation, biological process: cytoskeleton-dependent cytokinesis; cilium assembly. The record is from RefSeq and is a predicted model, not a curated record. Gene Ontology annotation, cellular component: septin ring; cell division site; septin complex. Gene Ontology annotation, molecular function: GTP binding; molecular adaptor activity; GTPase activity.